AGGUCAUCGGUCGAUGCCGCCAAAAACAAGUCAUCCGAGUCAUACGGAGUCGGAUAACUUUGAUUUCAGAUUUGAACUGGGAGGUCAUCGGUCGAUGCCGCCAAAAACAAGUCAGAGUAAAGUUUAAAGCGCGAAUACAAGAGAGCGAGGGAAAGCGAGGAAGUUUUUGAAUGGUUCAACGGAAGAUCAGUUCGUUCUUCAAGCGCUCCUCCGCUCAAGUCGACGAUGGCGACGGUCGAUUGGCCAUCGUGGAUGAGACAGAGCACGCCAUCGACGAGACCUGUGAGUGCAGAGCUCCGGAGUCAAAUGGUACAAUUGAAAUCGAUGAUGGGGAGCUUGGAAAUCGGGAUUUGGAGGAGCAAGCAGUUAACAAGAAGAGGAAGAGGAGCUACGCUCAGGUCCACUUGGAGCUGGGCCAGUCCGAUUUUCUUCUCCGAGGUUGUUCUAUUUGCGGAAUCAAGUAUACUCCCGGCAAUGCGCUGGACGAGAAGUCUCAUGCGAGGUUCCACAAGAAUUACACCCACGGAGUUCCGUUCAAGGGUUGGUGUGAAGAGAGGCUUGUCGGUAUGCCUUUGGUCGAAGGUGGGCGUGUCAUUGUGGUGUUAGACAGUGAUCCUCGUCCGAGAAGGAACAAGGUCCAGGAGGUUGUACAGAUGAUGGAGAAUGAGCUCGGGAGCGGAUGGAUAUACCACAAGCUGUGUAAGGUCUAUCUCUUCAUAGAGUCACAGAGGAUAGCUGGAUGUUUAGUUGCGGAACCCAUAAAAGAAGCAUUUAAGGUCAUCUCUCGUGCUGUGAAAGGAAAACCCGACAGCGGUAUCAUAAAGACUGUAAGAAAAGGAGCAGCUACUCUCCAGUUCGGAAAUGCAAUUUUUCAGAGAGAAGCAGUAAGAAGAUCGCCCCCUGUUGCCAAGAAUAAGGUGUUGGAUGAGAACCUAAUGGGAGCAAUCUACUGCGAAGAUGCAGCUGUACCAGCUGUCUGUGGCAUCAGAGCCAUCUGGGUCACCCCUUCCAACCGAAGAAAGCGCGUUGCGACGCAUUUAGUUGAUGCUGCUAGGAGAAGUUUCUGCGAGGGCUACGAGCUUGAGCAUUCUCAGUUGGCAUUCUCUGAGCCUACUUCAGCUGGGCGGGCUCUGGCGUCUUCUUAUCUGGGAUCCAGGCCUCUUCUCGUAUACAGAGCUCUAUGAUCGACCACUGCUAUUCGUCUGAGUGUAACCAUCAAUAUCAGGGAAGAAAGCAAUGGCAUAAAUAUUGACAAAGAAAGUGAUGGGAAAAAAAAAGAUUAUGAAAAAGAUGAGAUGGUGACGAAAAAAGAAGAAGAUGAGAUGGAUACAAAUGCAACCAACGCGGUUAGGUUAGAGGCUCGUUGUACAUCGCAAAGCCCGAUCAGGGUCGUCGGAGCCCGAAAGCGGCCAAGAGGGAGGGGCGUGGGUUACAAGUAUUUAUUUCCAAUAUUUUGUCCCUUAUUUUUCUUUUUUCUUUUUCAAUGUCAUUCAUAAAAAUAAUAAGAAAAGGCAUAAAGGUCCAAAAUGGUAAAUAGUUUGGGCAAGAGUCUAAAUUGGUAAGUAGCUUCAAAAGGAGGUCCAUUUUCGUUAUUAACUGAGCGGAUUGGUUGAAAUACUCUAUUUAUUUACAGUAGUAAAAAAAAUUAGCGUCGAGUCGAGUCGAGUCGAUUAUUAAAAGCAUAACAUUAGAAACGGCAGAGUGAGCUGUCGUUUUGAACUUUUUCCUAAAGCUUGGGACAAGAAAGGAGAAGGCCGAAACGUGUCGUUUUAGGCCAUAAAAUAAAACUUGGUCCCCAAGUCUCAUCAAACCCGCGCCAAGGCGAAAUCAGUAUCUCUGCUUCUUUUUCUUUCCCCAUUUUUUAAAUUUAAAUUUCUAAAACUGAUUUUUAAAAUAUUAAAUAUGAAUUAAUUACCAAGAAGAAACCACAGGAUCAGUUUAAUCCCCCAUUUAAAUUCCAUAAAUAUCCUCACCGCCUUACUAUAAUAUUAAUAACUUCGUCAAACCUUAAACCCUGCCAUCCAUCCAUCCAUAUAUGUGUCUGUUCCUCGCCCAAUCCCAUCUCUGCCUUCCCCUCUCUCCCCCUCUCUCUCGUUCUCUCCUCUGUUAGUGAAGCAAUCGCAGGAUGAUUGGGGACGGCCCCGCCGGCAUCUCCCUGCCGGUUAUCCUCCAUGACGGCGAGAAGGAAAUCAGCAUCGGCUACGCCGCGGUCCGCCCCACCAUGAAAUUUAACGAGCUGCAAUCGGGCAUCAGCCAGCGCGUCGGCCUCUCCCCUCACCAAAUCUCAAUCUACUUGGCGGAGCGGAGGCUCUACAGGUCCUGGCCGCGGAAGGUUGCGAUUAACGCCAAGUUCAAUUUCGCGACGAUCACCGGCGGCAAAGACCUGUACUUCCUUGUCUUCCUGAAGAGAUCGAGAGCCCGGGAGAAGAUUCAGAGCUUCGCGAAGCAACGCCCGCCGGAGAACGUGAUGCUCCUGAGGAGAGACACCGCGAUGGGCGAUCAGAUGUACGGCGGCGGGUACGGUGUGCCGGUCGUGGAUGCCUACGAGUACGAUCGGCGGGUGAGGGAAUUGGCUGCAGAAAGAGAGAGGUACCUGAUGAUGACGAUGACGAAUAGCAACAAUAACAAUAACGCCCCGUUAAUGAAGGGCGUCGAAGAAGUGUUCUGCGAGGGGUGCGAGAAGGCGAAGGAAACUGUGUCGGAGCCGGAGCCGGACUUCCACUGGUGCCGGAACGACGCGGUGAUCGCCGGGUUCAGGUCCCGGGCGGGUCCGGUCUCCCGACCCGGAAAGAAGAACUGAAGCUGGACGCGGAGGGUGCUUCUGAUUUUUGCCUUUUUCUUCUGAAUAGAGCUUAGCUGGUGGUGGCGCUAGGGGUUGGGUCGAGGCGGCAGACAUAAUAACAUGUGGUCGGGUCCACGGUGAGUAAUCUACACCUGCCCUAACAAUGUGACGCGUAUUCUACUUCUUCUUCUUCUUCUUCUUCUGUGGAUAGGAUGGGAUGGGAUGGGAUGGCGGGCAGCUGCCAAUCAAAAUAGGAAAUAGGGAUUUUUACACGGUGAAUAUUAUGAAUAUAUUAUUGCAAACAUUUGGAUUGGGAGGCAUACAUAUUUAUUUGGGACGGGUCGAAUUAGGGAACAAAUAGGAAAUGGUUGUCGUCCGAUGGGGUCGGUUGGGGUCUAAUCUAAACUAAAGAGGCCCUUUUUUUUUUUUUAUUUCGUGUGUGGGGUUAAAUUGAUGGAGUAGUAGUUGUUUUGUUGAGGGAAUCCGAAAGGAAUGAUUUUUGCGUGUAUCAACGGUCACUUGGUACCAAUUCGUGCCGAGAUCUCGUUUGGGAAUGUGAUUGGAGGUUAAUCGUGUUGCUGUGUUGCAAUGGGGAUGUGAAAUGAACAAUCUCCUGCGUCC
Molecule: messenger RNA, 3403 nt
Organism: Punica granatum (pomegranate)
Lineage: Eukaryota; Viridiplantae; Streptophyta; Magnoliopsida; Myrtales; Lythraceae
Source: RefSeq, a predicted model, not a curated record